This is a messenger RNA of Drosophila serrata, 478 nucleotides long. RefSeq names its product peptidyl-prolyl cis-trans isomerase NIMA-interacting 4. Gene Ontology annotation, molecular function: peptidyl-prolyl cis-trans isomerase activity; DNA binding. The record is from RefSeq and is a predicted model, not a curated record. Lineage: Eukaryota; Metazoa; Arthropoda; Insecta; Diptera; Drosophilidae. Gene Ontology annotation, biological process: rRNA processing.
GAAUUUAUUGUUGUUUAUUCUGAUUGGAACUUAUAAAUUUAGAAAAUAUUUAAAGAAAAAUGCCACCGAAAAAAGACGCAAAGGGCGGCGGCAAGGAUGCGGGUAAGGGCGGCAAAAAGCCUGCCGCGGAGGACAAGUCUGCCGGCAAGGAGAAAAAGGGAGGCAAUGCUGUGAAGGUGCGCCACAUCCUCUGCGAGAAGCAGGGCAAGAUCACCGAAGCGAUGGAGAAACUCAAGGCUGGCCAGAAAUUCCCCGAAGUAGCGGCCGCCUACAGCGAGGAUAAGGCGCGUCAGGGCGGCGAUCUUGGUUGGCAAAUUCGCGGAGCAAUGGUUGGUCCCUUCCAAGACGCCGCAUUCGCGCUGCCCAUCUCUACCGUCAACAAUCCUGUGUAUACAGAUCCCCCGAUCAAGACCAAGUUUGGCUACCACAUCAUCAUGGUUGAGGGAAAGAAAUAAGAGAACUGUUUUUAUAAAUUCAA